GCUUAACGCAUUUCCAGGAACUCCCUCCUCCCCCACGGGGCCUUCACCUUUUGUUCCGUAACCUGGGCCAGUUCUCUCACAGGUCCCUGAUGUCCAGUGCCAGAUGCCUGGACCCAGAGUGUUGGGGAACUGUCGCUGGAGAAGCCCUCACUCCACAGGCUGUCCAGGCGCAAUGCCCCUCAGUCCUGGCGCGGCUACCGGCUCCUCCCACCCCCACAGGCUUCUGGCCCUCGCUGCGGGCCCCACCUUGCCCUCCCCGCCUCCCAGGUGGUGGCUGCUCCUCUGGGGAGUCCUCCAGGCUUGCCCCACCCGGGGCUCCGUCCUCUUGGCCCAGCAGCUACCCCAGCAGCUGACUUCUCCUGGGUACCCAGAGCCGUAUCACAAAGGCCAAGAGAGCACCGCGGACAUCCAGGCUCCAGAGGGCUUUGCUGUGAGGCUCGUCUUCCAAGACUUCGACCUGGAGCCGUCCCAGGACUGUGCAGGGGACUCUGUCACAAUCUCAGCCAGCGGGUUGGAUCCAAGCCAGUUCUGUGGUCAGCAGGGCUCACCUCUGGGGAGGCCCCCUGGUCAGAGGGAGUUUGUAUCCUCAGGGAGGAGUUUGCGGCUGACCUUCCGCACACAGCCUUCCUCGGAGAACAAGACUGCCCACCUCCACAAGGGCUUCCUGGCCCUCUACCAAGCUGUGGCUGUGAACUGUAGUCAGCCCGUCAGCCAGGCCAGCAGGAGUUCUGAAGCCAUCAACACACCUGGAGACAACCCCGCCAAGGUCCCGAACCACUGCCAGGAGCCCUACUAUCAGGCCACGGCAGCAGGGGCACUCGGCUGCACCACCCCGGGGACCUGGAAGAACACACAGGAUGGGGAGGAGGUUCUUCAGUGUACGCCUGUCUGUGGACGGCCAGUCACCCCCAUUGACCAGAAUCAGACAACCCUCGGUUCUUCCAAAGCUAAGCUGGGCAACUUCCCCUGGCAAGCAUUCACCAGUAUCCAUGGCCGUGGGGGCGGGGCCCUGCUGGGCGACAGAUGGAUCCUCACUGCUGCCCACACCAUCUACCCCAAGGACAGUGUUUCUCCCAGGAAGAACCAGAGUGUGAAUGUGUUCCUGGGCCACACAUCCAUAGAUGAGAUGCUGAAACUGGGGAACCACCCCGUCUACCGUGUCAUUGUGCACCCCGACUACCAUCAGAAUGAGUCCCACAACUUCAAUGGGGACAUCGCCCUCCUGGAGCUGCAGCACAGCAUCCCGCUGGGCCCCAACAUCCUCCCAGUCUGUCUUCCUGACAAUGAGACCCUCUACCACAGCGGAUUGUUGGGCUAUGUCAGUGGGUUCGGCAUGGAGAUGGGCUGGCUAACUACUGAGCUGAAAUAUUCAAGGCUGCCUGUAGCUCCCAGAGAGGCCUGCAAGGCCUGGCUCCAAAAGAGACAGAGGCCCGAGGUGUUUUCUAACAGUAUGUUCUGUGUUGGGGAUGAGAUGCAGAGGCACAGUGUCUGUCAGGGGGACAGUGGCAGCGUCUAUGUGGUAUGGGAUGAUCGUGCCCAUCACUGGGUGGCCACAGGCAUUGUGUCCUGGGGCAUAGGAUGUGGCAAGGGGUACGACUUCUACACCAAAGUGCUCAGCUACGUGGACUGGAUCAAGGGGGUGAUGAAUGGCAAGAACUGACCAUGGGGCACUUGAGCAGGGACUGGCCAGCACAGUGGAGGCCCCAGUCAAGAGAGGGCCAGGAGUGAGGACUGAAUUUUGGGGCAGGGGCAGGAUGUGGCGGGAGGCAGGGAAAUCCUAUUCGCAUCACUGAUGCAGCAAGCCACUAUGCAGGAGAAACCCACACCCUGCAAGGCUGCACCAUCCGGACAGGAAGCACAGUCCCACAGACCGCUGCUCCUCACCCUCUACCUCCCUGUCCACUUGCACUAUGCCCAGGGAAGCCCUGUGCAUCUCAGCAACUUUCACCUUCAAUGUCCUUGGAAUCCCCUUCCCCUGCUUCAUCUGUUGACACAGCCUUUAUACUCACCUCUGGAAGAGUUACCAUCUCGCCUGCUGAGUAUGGAGAAAGAGGUUUUCAUUGCAUUUUAUUUCUGAAACAUUCCUAAGACCCUUUAGUUGACCUUCAAAUAUUCAAGCUAUUGGCUUCACCACCUUCCACAGCUCCAAGAUGCAAUUACAGAAAUAGCUCCUUUUUAAAUUUUGUGUCCUCUAUAUGCCAGAUGCUUCACCUGUUAUUUCACUUGAUCCUCAUACCAUAUUGGCAAAGGAGGUGUUAUUAGCCAUGCUCGACAAAUGAGGAAACUGAGGCUCUGGGGAUAAAGGGACUUGCCCAGGUCCCACAGCUGGUGUGUGACUGCAGAGGCUGCUCUUCCCAGUGUGCCGCCAUACUCCUCAACUCUCCUCAGAUCUGCUGUGCCACCCACUUUCCCUCCCAGUCCCCACAUCCUUACCAUUGUCCCUCCCAGUCCCCACAUCCUUACCAUUGUCCCUCCCAGUCCCCACAUCCUUACCAUUGUCCCUCCCUGGGAAUUUCUUCUUCUGUAAAAAUGGCAUCCUCUGGCUCACACUUUCCUGCUAGCCCCAUCUCCUGCAGAAGCCAGGUGAGCCCAGCACUGGACUGAAGUUCCUGCGGACACCCCACCUGUGCCCCCAUCAUCAAGAGAACUAUUCCACCUGAGAGGACCAACUCUUUUAUUUUUAGUACAGACUGAUUGGAGGUGAUGGGCCGGGCGCGGUGGCUCACAUCUGUAAUCCCAGCACUUUGGGAGGCCAAAGCGGGCAAAUCACAAGGUCAUGAGAUCAAGACCAUCCUGGCCAACAUGGUGAAACCCUGUAUCUAUUAAAAAUACAAAAAUUAGCUGGGCAUGGUAGUGCACACCUGUAGUUUCAGCUACUCGGGAGGCUGAGGCAGGAGAAUUGCUUGAACCCAGGAGGCGGAGGUUGCAGUGAGCUACUCCAGCCUGGUGACAGAGCAAGACUCCAUCUAAAAAAAAAAAAAAAAAAGAUUGGAGGUGAUUUACAGUGAAAGACACAAAUAACAUACAACUGUUCAAUGGAAAUAGAAAAUAAAUACCAUAAAAGAGGGAAGAGAGAUAAUUUGUUAGCAUCAAGAGUCAAGUUGCUGUAUGGUCACAGGUUAAAUUUAUAUCUAAAAAAAAAUAGCAGGAUUCAAAGUUGUACCUACACGUGGUCACUUCUGUUUUUUACACCUACACACAGUACAAAAGAUUAUUAAAGAUAUUCCCAAAAGGUGGGUACAGUGAUGCACACCUAUAGUCCCAAGCACUCAGGAGGCUGAUACAGGAAGAUCGUUUGAGCCCAGGAGUUCAAGGCCAACCUAAGCAACAUAGUGAAACCCCAUCGCCAAAAAUGUAAUAAUAAUACUCUCAAAAUACUCAACAGAGGUAGUUUUAGUUGAUAAGAUUUUGGCUGUUUGGUUUUCCACUAUUCUCUAUUUGCUAAAUAUUGUUUAAUGAGCAUGAAACAUUCUUAUUCUAUUUUACUUUUUUUAUGAUUGAAAGAAUGAUGAGUUUCUCCCUGCCAAGGCAAAAAAAUAUAUAUAUACACCUAUA
Molecule: messenger RNA, 3555 nt
Organism: Callithrix jacchus (white-tufted-ear marmoset)
Lineage: Eukaryota; Metazoa; Chordata; Mammalia; Primates; Cebidae
Gene: C1RL
Product: complement C1r subcomponent like
Biological process (GO): complement activation; zymogen activation
Cellular component (GO): blood microparticle; extracellular region
Molecular function (GO): serine-type endopeptidase activity
Source: RefSeq, a predicted model, not a curated record